Messenger RNA from Eucalyptus grandis, 808 nucleotides. Its product is annotated as 18.8 kDa class II heat shock protein-like. Lineage: Eukaryota; Viridiplantae; Streptophyta; Magnoliopsida; Myrtales; Myrtaceae. Gene Ontology annotation, biological process: response to salt stress; protein complex oligomerization; response to hydrogen peroxide. The record is from RefSeq and is a predicted model, not a curated record. Bases 171 to 635 code for a protein of 154 amino acids. The transcript has a single exon.
AUCAUGAGCAAAAUUCCCUCUACUCUUCUCCAGAACUCUCUCAAGACCUCUCUCAUGGCGAUCCCCUCCUUCAAACUGCUCUAUAAAACCCCAGUUAACUAGAGCUCCAGCCUCUGCAUCCCACAAUCAAGCACACUCCCUCUUCAAGACGACGAAAAGCGAACAGCCCAAUGGAUCUGCGUAAUCUCGGCUUCGAUUCGCGCCUCUUUGGGAUCCUCGAAGACAUGCUCGACUUCCCCGAGGAGCCCGAGAAAUCGAGGAGCAACCCCUCGCGCGCCUACGUCCGCGAUGCAAAGGCCAUGGCGGCGACCCCUGCCGACGCCGUGGAGUACCCGGGCUCCUACGUGUUCGUCGUGGACAUGCCCGGGAUAAGGGCCAGCGAGAUCAAGGUCCAGAUAGAGAACGACAACGUGCUCGUCGUGAGCGGGGAGAGGAAGAGGGAGAAAGAGGAAGGGGCCAAGUACCUGAGCAUGGAGAGGAGGACCGGGAAGUUCAUGAGGAGGUUCGCGCUGCCGGAGAACGCUAAUGUGGAGACGGUGACGGCGGCGUACCAGGACGGGGUGCUCAGGGUGGCCGUCGAGAAGGUGCGGCCGCCGGAGCCGAAGGCCAAGAGCAUCGAAGUCAAGGCCGGUUGAUGAUGGUCCGGUUUUAAUUCUGUCUACGAAAGUUUUUUAGGGACUUGUGGAGUUCCCUCUGUUUUCUUAUGGGGUUUUAAUAUGUGUAAUGAGACAUGUCUCUGUGUAAUGAAAUCUAGUAAGGGUUUUCGAUUAUCAAAUGAUUAAUAGAGUAUGUAGGACUAUCUCUAAUA